AAGAUAACGAACUUCAGGACAAUGGAGUAAGGAGUUGACGUCAGGCUCAGGACCGGGCGCAUUAUCUUACACGCAAUGAUUAUUUUGAACAAGUAUUCGUUUUCGUUGAGAAUCUUUCAUCUUCCUCAGAAGUGAUGGCGCCUUUUUCGUCCUCAUCUGAGUGCCCUUGCUUCAUCUCUUAUUUCGAGGAAGUCUCGUGGAUCAGCGAGGAUGGUGCUAUUAAAAUACCUCGUCACUCCAGCAAUGGCACACGACUACUUUCCAACAGAUACAGGAGACGGCCACGUCGCUCUUUUCUUUCUCUAUCAGCAACCGCUCUCAGCCUAGUUGCGAAUCCAACGUCUCAGUCGCUAGUAAGAGACGUCCUUGCCGGUGACGUGAUCGACUCUUGCCGAGAGAGCAUCAAUAAUUUCUACUUUUUAAGCACCGAAGAUUGAUAGUUGGAAGUAGAAGACACUUGCUUCAUACUCCCAGGCACUGCUAUGUACAGCGUCUUCCUGGCUUGGUUUCCUUUCAUCUAGGAUUCUCUAAUCUUUGGCCUUUACGAAGACGAGAUCGAUGGAGUACCAGUCCUCACAAAGGCUGAUCCGGAUACGAACGAUACAGUGCAACUGGAAUGGGCUAAGUAUGCUCAAUGCAUUCGCUACGUCAGAAGGGAUCCCUUCAUUAUGGCAACUAAGGGUAACGGUUAGAGUUAGACAAAAAGCAAAAAACGCUGUCCAUCUCAGGAGAACCACGAUUUUUUCUGAGUCUGCUAGCCUAGGAACGCGGAGUACUACUUAGAAGGGAGGGGCGUCAUCAACAGUUUCUGUGAUCUAUAUGCGAACCGUAUCGUCGUGCCCGCCGUAGAGGUUAAUAGUCAAAGACAACACCCAAACUAAAUCCAAUCCUCUAAUCCCUCCGCUCGCGAGUAUCUCGAGAGCACCCCACCAGGGUACUCCGUUGCCCUAGGUCGCCAACAUCCGGUGUUGCUGACGCCGGCUAAGCCUGAUUUGAGCAGAUAUUUUCUGAUCCCGGCGUUGGAUUUUGUGGUGGGUGGCUUCGUCAAGCACAGUGGCGUCUACGACGUCACGGAGGAGCACGUCUUGCGCACACUGGUCAGAGAAAACGACUGCGUCAUCGAAGUCGGCAGCAAUAUUGGGAGUUACAUUAGGCUGGAGGGAGAGUUCCCUUUGCUUUCGCUGUUGUUUUGAUAGAUGAGAUUGGCCAGCGAAGAUAUUCAGUCAACAAUUACCAAUCCCUAAGUUUGCUGCAUUGAAAAGACGUCACAUAAUGUUGUUACUCAUUAAAUAUCCAAUCCCGAUCUCAAAAAUUGUUACUUCUAGUGCUAGACCCAAGAUCCUAUUCUAAUCUUGCAGUAGUACUUGCAGAUGAAGUAGGAGUGAAUGGAAGGGUGUACGCCUACGAGCCCUUUCGGAAGAUAUUUCACAUCAUGAACGCAAAUCUGGCUUUACAAGGCUUCGGAAACGUGGUAACACGACAGGUGGGCAUGUCAAAUGUGACGAUGUUAUGAGCAAAUUUGUGAUCAUCUGAUUUAUAAAACAUUGAAAAUCAUCGACAUGAACAAUAAUCAUGGUUCUGAGGAGUUUCACAUAUAAGUAGCUAGUCAAUGUCAAGUGCAUGAGGAUGACUAGUUUUUGACUCGCCUUAUUGUUCACGUUCUACUGUCUAAUUUUUCUCAAACACAAGCUUCCUACCGGAUUCCCUCAAAUAACAAGUCCCCACCCACCCACUCCCUGCUUCCCACACCAAAGGAAGCAAGAAAACCAAACCAAAUCCCAUCGUCCUCCGUUCACUUUCCUUCCAGAGCGUGAACGCCUCAUAUCUGAACCCUUUCCCCUUUCAUACUUCUUCAAGAGUGUGAACGCACCCGAUCUGAACGACUAUAUCAAUCUUGGCGCAGCAAGAGUGUUUCACCAGCAGAAGCCCGAGAUCGCGCACGUUCAUUUUGAUGGCAUGGAAGAAAUCGAAGUGGAGACUUUAGACAACCUUUUCCAACGUGGAAACAUAAAAUGCGAUUUGACUGUGGUCAAGAUUUAUGAUUCUACCUGCUCUACUUGGAUAGAAGAAGAUUAAGAUUUACUUUCACAACAUGAUGAGGGAAAAAUAGAAAUCCUCGAAUAGAAUUUAGAAUGGAUACAACCCGAUCACCGACAUGACCAAACCGCUUUUUUAGGGUGUUAGAUUGCAAAGACUACUUGGCCAAUUGGCGACCACUGCUAGCUCCAGGAGGCUCGUUGAUCUUUAUUUCUCUCCCUUCCUUUCAUACUCCCGACACGGAGGGCAUGGAACUUGAAGUGGUGCAGGGUGGCUUGAAAUUACUCGAGACGUAUUCGCCCAUUAUCUACGUCGAAUCUCAGCCGUACUUCGCAGACGGUGACAAACGAUUCGUUAACUUCAUGGAAGAGUUAUGGAGAUAAUCAUGUAAACAGCUAUUAGUUGUAGUCUAGCACUAUUAAUUUAUUAGUUGUGUUACUAGCACUAUUAGAUAAUCAUGUAAACAGCUAUCAGUUGUAGUCUAGCACUAGCGCUAGCACUAGCAGGCAUACAUCCUUGAGUCAACAACUAGCACAACACCAAGUCAAAGCAAGGUUGAAACAGAAUCUUCCACUUCCACUACCAUCCAAUCCAAAAAAAAAACAUGAAAUAGACGCGAAGAGUUCUUUUCUAAAGCCAGAAGCCUCAUACACCUGCCGACCGGUGCAGAACCUAGAGAUGCAUGAGAUUUUGUUGUGUAUUCCUCAUGCGCGCGCAGACUACUGGAACCACAGACUCGCGGAUGACUUCAGAAACGGCUAAACAAGAAGAGGCAAACUGCGGAUGACUUCAGAAACGGCUAAAGAAGGGAAAUAGUAGAGGCAGAUAGUUGUUGUUCAGUGACCAGGAAGUUUUUACAUGGUGAACAAGAUUAGGAAGGUGGGAAGAAGUGGAUAUAUUAUUCGGUAGAUAGGAUUUGUUCUUGAUGAAGGGUUAGCAACCUGUGUUGUAGUCACAUGUUUUUAAGCGACGACAAAGAGAAAGAUCAGACUUCUUGAGAAUAAAGGUAUCGAAAGAUGAACGAAGUAACUGAAGGUUUGGGCUUCAUGAACUCAACAUGAGAUAAUUGAAGAGCCCAAGCCAUUGACGACAUCAACAUCAUGAGACAUUCCCUUGUGAUACAGCUACGCAUUGUUCCAUCA
Messenger RNA from Amoebophrya sp. A25, 3179 nucleotides. Lineage: Eukaryota; Dinophyceae; Syndiniales; Amoebophryaceae. The record is from the annotation of a GenBank genome assembly.